Messenger RNA from Vanrija pseudolonga, 834 nucleotides. RefSeq lists its product as uncharacterized. The transcript has 4 exons. The record is from RefSeq and is a predicted model, not a curated record. NCBI's taxonomy places the organism in Eukaryota, Fungi, Basidiomycota, Tremellomycetes, Trichosporonales, Trichosporonaceae. The coding region runs from base 1 to 834 and encodes 277 amino acids.
AUGAAGAUAACUAGCACUGGGUACUGGCGCGACUGGGAGCCGUUCCGCAUUGUUGCCAAGAACACUACUGGUGCCCUUCCCCGAUUCGACACCACCAUUCAGUCAACCAUCGAUGGGCGCCAGCUCAACAAUGGGAUCAUUGCAUUGACUGCUGAUAAGGCAAGCAACAAGGUGGAGGAUUGCGAGUGGGUGGACGAACAGUGCGGCAACCUGUACGAAAUGAACUACAAGUUUUCCCCUAUUCUCUUCAUUGAAGAUGGCCCCCUCCCGAGAGAGCAUCUGUUUUACGGCUCCAUUGUUGUCGUACUCGAAGCUGGACACGGUGAAGAAAGUUUCACUAGGAAGACUAAAUCCACUGGCAAGAAGCCUCUCGGUAUUCUCGACAAGGCGAUUCAAGACCAGACAACGGACGCGUUCGUGGACGGGAAAGUUGCUGGCCUUGCUCCACCCACGGAGGAUCGUUACCCUUACACGAGGAACAUGGCGAUCCCUACAGCCACCGUUGUGUUCAAGUACGGCACGAGGGCCAUGCUCGUGAAGAACGGGAUUCUUCCCUCAGUCACCGCCACCAGCGCUCGCCCUCACCCAUACCACAAGCGAGUUGCCGUUAAGACCGGUCCAGUUCGUGGCCUGACCAAGUCCUCUUACGGCGGCAAGGAGUUCAAGGCCAACCCCAACCCGCUCACCGUCAUCUACGACCCCGAGGAUGACGACGGGAUCAGCCCCAGCAACCUCCAAGACAUUCUCAUCGACGUCAACUUUACUAUUGAGGACUCUUCGAGCUCGUCUGACAACGCGGCGUCGGACGAGGAUUCCGACAGCGAGCUGGAGUAG